AUGAAGGAUAUCGUUACCCUGCCCGCUGACAAAGAACGCUCGACGGUCGUCAUGGAUAAGAUGGAGUGUGAGGCAAAAGCGAAUGACCUCUUGAUAGGCAAGGAAUCUUGCGAACCAUCGACUGCCAGCGAGUUCAAAAAGCUCGUGAACAACAUAAACAAAGCGGUUGACAAACGGAGGAAGUCGGGAGCUCUGACGAGAAGAGAGGAGCUGGCUGCAAAGGCCACCGACGCUGCAAUGGCAUGUUUCUACGGUCUACCAAAGGUGCACAAACUAGAAGUGCCCUUACGCCCCAUCAUAUCCUUACGAGGCACCCCAACCUUUGGAUUGUCAAAGUGGCUGUAUCAGCGACUGUGCUUCCUGACCAAGGACUCACAGUGUACAGUGAAGUCUGCUAAAGAGCUUUGA
This is a messenger RNA of Dibothriocephalus latus, 408 nucleotides long. The record is from the annotation of a GenBank genome assembly. NCBI's taxonomy places the organism in Eukaryota, Metazoa, Platyhelminthes, Cestoda, Diphyllobothriidea, Diphyllobothriidae.